Spizellomyces punctatus DAOM BR117 is the source of this 1773-nucleotide messenger RNA. RefSeq lists its product as uncharacterized. Gene Ontology annotation, biological process: protein quality control for misfolded or incompletely synthesized proteins; mitochondrial protein processing. Gene Ontology annotation, molecular function: metalloendopeptidase activity. The record is from RefSeq and is a predicted model, not a curated record. Lineage: Eukaryota; Fungi; Chytridiomycota; Chytridiomycetes; Spizellomycetales; Spizellomycetaceae. Gene Ontology annotation, cellular component: mitochondrial inner membrane. Bases 94 to 1596 code for a protein of 500 amino acids. The transcript is spliced from 4 exons.
UCUUGUCUCACUCGUUGAUUCUCACUUUGCACUGCCUCGCCGUUUCGCUUUCUUUGCUGCCAAUGCCAUUCCACUGCUGAAAGCGGCCAAACAAUGUGCCCACCGCAUUUGCUGCGGCUAGCUUUAGCUCAAGACCCUGCUCUUCGAACAUCCCGCUAUCUCCUCAGACUCGCCACAUAUGUCUCGACGUCCACAGAAGCAGACAAGCAACUCCGCACAAGCCACGCUCGGUUUCUUCCCCACUUUUUCAAAUGGUCACCUUUAGCCCUUACCCAAAGCUUUCCCCUACGUGCAUCAACACAUUUACGUCAGAGUUCUGUAGCCUAUCACUGCAUUCACGCUAGAGAGCGACAUGGAUUUGCUUCAACAAUACACCUACCAAAAUGUGAAUGGAGCCCAAAGCUACAUAUUGCACAGAAACGUUUUGUUGGAACGUCAAAGAGGCGCUUUCAUGCCACACCGAUAGCUUCCAAGACUCUGUUGACGGGGGCGAUUGUAACGGGGUUCUUUAAACUUGCGAGGACUGUUGUGACCGCCUUGCCAAUUCUCUGGAGAUGGCAAUGGUUCAAGAGUUAUCCACGUACCAUGUGGACAAUGGCGGCUUUACCUGUGGUUGGCGUUGUUGCGUUGGUUGGUUUGGCUUACGAAGAGCAUCCGUUUACGCAGCGAUCACGCCUAAUGUUUAUUGAUGAGCCUACCGAACUCCAAAUGGCCGAGUCCAGCUAUCCCCAACUCCUUUCCCGAUACCAAAAGCUCUUCCUACCCGCGUCGCAUGCUGAUUACACAUCUAUCAACGAAAUUGCCACCUCUCUCCUCGAUAUCGUCGGUCCUAUACGCGACUGGCAAUUACACGUCGUCAAAGACGACGAUGUUGUUAAUGCCUUUGUUACACCCACCGGCAAGAUUUUCGUUUUUACAGGUCUCCUGCGAAUGGCCGACGAUCCGGAUGCCGUUGCAGCAAUUUUGGCUCAUGAGCUGGCUCAUGUGUUAUCUAGACAUGGAGCGGAGAAGAUGGGAUUUCAGUAUUUGGCGAGGCUGGGCUGGGAUUUUGUACACUCGCUGUUGUAUACUUUUACAUUGAAUUUACCCAUGCUGGGGGAUUUGGCGGGACGAGGUGUUGAUGCAACUAAGGAUAUCUUGAGUUCUUUGCCGUAUUCGCGCAUGUGCGAAAAAGAAGCCGAUGCCAUUGGCCUGUACUUAAUGUCUAUUGCCGGAUACAAUCCACGUGCAGCCGUCUCCUUCUGGAAUCAGCUCUCCACCCAUGACCCAUCUACGCCAACAUUCGAAUUUCUUAGUGACCACCCCUCUCAUACCCACCGAGCCGAGGAUCUCAGAACCCACCUUCCCGCUGCGCUCAAAAUCUUUCACGCCCGCCAACACAUUGCAAUUGAAUUUGAGCAAGCCCGCCUGAGCUCUGCCAAACGCGUCGAAGGUGUGGGGAAGCACCAUUGGCAUAGCAUGGACGAAUUGAACCGAGAACUGUGCAGAGUUUUGAAUUCCUACGCUGGCCGACCCCUUUUUGGAGAGGAAACGUUUAUUGAGAAAAGUUUGGAGGUUUUGGAGAGCGAGGAUAUCAAAGGCGUUGCGGCUGCGUAGCCCACCUAUUAUUUUUGUAGGGUUUGUAUAAUUUUGGUUAGUUACUCUGAAUGAAGGUUUGGACCAACAUGGGCUGUUUUAUGGAUCAAGAGAUAUGGCAGAGAUAUGCUACAUAGUACUGUUGACGUGACCGAAGACAAAAAUACAACAUUUCUGCAUCCAUUCGCUAUAGCCAUA